Myotis brandtii (Brandt's bat) is the source of this 682-nucleotide messenger RNA. RefSeq names its product ethylmalonic encephalopathy 1 (gene ETHE1). Gene Ontology annotation, biological process: hydrogen sulfide metabolic process; glutathione metabolic process. Lineage: Eukaryota; Metazoa; Chordata; Mammalia; Chiroptera; Vespertilionidae. The annotation marks the transcript as partial. The record is from RefSeq and is a predicted model, not a curated record. Gene Ontology annotation, molecular function: sulfur dioxygenase activity. The transcript has 5 exons.
GACCUGCGCCUCUGCCUCCCUCCAGUGAACACCCACUGCCACGCCGACCACAUCACGGGCUCGGGGCUGCUCCGCUCCCUGCUCCCCGGCUGCCAGUCCGUCAUCUCCCGCCGCAGCGGGGCCCAGGCGGACCUGCACAUAGAGGACGGACAGUCCAUCCACUUCGGGCGCUUCGCCUUGGAGAUCCGGGCCAGCCCCGGCCACACCCCGGGCUGUGUCACCUUCGUCCUGAACGAUCACAGCAUGGCCUUCACUGGAGAUGCCCUGCUCAUCCGAGGGUGUGGACGGACGGACUUCCAGCAAGGCUGUGCCAAGACCUUGUACCGCUCAGUCCACGAAAAGAUCUUCACGCUUCCAGGAGACUGUCUGAUCUACCCGGCCCAUGAUUACCAUGGACUCACGGUGUCCACUGUGGAGGAGGAGCGGACUUUGAACCCUCGGCUCACCCUCAGCUGUGAGGAGUUUGUCAAGGUCAUGGACAACCUGAACUUGCCCAAGCCUCAGCAGAUAGACGUUGCUGUUCCAGCUAACAUGCGCUGUGGGGUCCAGACCCCCCCUUCCUGACGUUAUCUCUGUCGGGUGCUCAUAGCCAUUAAAAAUGCACUAGGUGGGGGGAGGGGAGAGGUGCCAGCACUGGAGCUUCUCUCCUCUUCCCCUCCCCCACCUGCCCUCAAACUUCUUA